Nanorana parkeri is the source of this 2217-nucleotide messenger RNA. Its product is annotated as extensin-2-like. NCBI's taxonomy places the organism in Eukaryota, Metazoa, Chordata, Amphibia, Anura, Dicroglossidae. Bases 1 to 2217 code for a protein of 738 amino acids. The record is from RefSeq and is a predicted model, not a curated record. The transcript is spliced from 3 exons.
AUGGAUCUGUGCUUCCUUCACCUCUCCUGCUACUUCUUCAUCAAUACCCCACCAGUCAUCAGCUCCGAUACGAGGAAGCAAAGCCCUGCUCCUCCUCCAGCUGCAGCGUUUCGCCAUUCAAGGCUUCGUCAGGUACAUAGGCACCCAUGGGAAGUCACCGACAACUGUAGCUCGUCUGAAAAGCCAUGCUGGCCGACCUCGGCUGAGCUCAGCCCCCCGUUCCCCCUCUCAGGAGUGAUUCAACAACUCAGCCCUCCAUUCCCCCUCUCACAGCUCAGCCCCCCGUUCCCCCUCUCAGGAGUGAUUCAACAACUCAGCCCUCCAUUCCCCCUCUCACAGCUCAGCCCCCCGUUCCCCCUCUCAGGAGUGAUUCAACAACUCAGCCCUCCAUUCCCCCUCUCACAGCUCAGCCCCCCGUUCCCCCUCUCAGGAGUGAUUCAACAACUCAGCCCUCCAUUCCCCCUCUCACAGCUCAGCCCCCCGUUCCCCCUCUCAGGAGUGAUUCAACAACUCAGCCCUCCAUUCCCCCUCUCACAGCUCAGCCCCCCGUUCCCCCUCUCAGGAGUGAUUCAACAACUCAGCCCUCCAUUCCCCCUCUCACAGCUCAGCCCCCCGUUCCCCCUCUCAGGAGUGAUUCAACAACUCAGCCCUCCAUUCCCCCUCUCACAGCUCAGCCCCCCGUUCCCCCUCUCAGGAGUGAUUCAACAACUCAGCCCUCCAUUCCCCCUCUCACAGCUCAGCCCCCCGUUCCCCCUCUCAGGAGUGAUUCAACAACUCAGCCCUCCAUUCCCCCUCUCACAGCUCAGCCCCCCGUUCCCCCUCUCAGGAGUGAUUCAACAACUCAGCCCUCCAUUCCCCCUCUCACAGCUCAGCCCCCCGUUCCCCCUCUCAGGAGUGAUUCAACAACUCAGCCCUCCAUUCCCCCUCUCACAGCUCAGCCCCCCGUUCCCCCUCUCAGGAGUGAUUCAACAACUCAGCCCUCCAUUCCCCCUCUCACAGCUCAGCCCCCCGUUCCCCCUCUCAGGAGUGAUUCAACAACUCAGCCCUCCAUUCCCCCUCUCACAGCUCAGCCCCCCGUUCCCCCUCUCAGGAGUGAUUCAACAACUCAGCCCUCCAUUCCCCCUCUCACAGCUCAGCCCCCCGUUCCCCCUCUCAGGAGUGAUUCAACAACUCAGCCCUCCAUUCCCCCUCUCACAGCUCAGCCCCCCGUUCCCCCUCUCAGGAGUGAUUCAACAACUCAGCCCUCCAUUCCCCCUCUCACAGCUCAGCCCCCCGUUCCCCCUCUCAGGAGUGAUUCAACAACUCAGCCCUCCAUUCCCCCUCUCACAGCUCAGCCCCCCGUUCCCCCUCUCAGGAGUGAUUCAACAACUCAGCCCUCCAUUCCCCCUCUCACAGCUCAGCCCCCCGUUCCCCCUCUCAGGAGUGAUUCAACAACUCAGCCCUCCAUUCCCCCUCUCACAGCUCAGCCCCCCGUUCCCCCUCUCAGGAGUGAUUCAACAACUCAGCCCUCCAUUCCCCCUCUCACAGCUCAGCCCCCCGUUCCCCCUCUCAGGAGUGAUUCAACAACUCAGCCCUCCAUUCCCCCUCUCACAGCUCAGCCCCCCGUUCCCCCUCUCAGGAGUGAUUCAACAACUCAGCCCUCCAUUCCCCCUCUCACAGCUCAGCCCCCCGUUCCCCCUCUCAGGAGUGAUUCAACAACUCAGCCCUCCAUUCCCCCUCUCACAGCUCAGCCCCCCGUUCCCCCUCUCAGGAGUGAUUCAACAACUCAGCCCUCCAUUCCCCCUCUCACAGCUCAGCCCCCCGUUCCCCCUCUCAGGAGUGAUUCAACAACUCAGCCCUCCAUUCCCCCUCUCACAGCUCAGCCCCCCGUUCCCCCUCUCAGGAGUGAUUCAACAACUCAGCCCUCCAUUCCCCCUCUCACAGCUCAGCCCCCCGUUCCCCCUCUCAGGAGUGAUUCAACAACUCAGCCCUCCAUUCCCCCUCUCACAGCUCAGCCCCCCGUUCCCCCUCUCAGGAGUGAUUCAACAGCUCAGCCCCCCCGUUCCCCCUCUCACAGCUCAGCUCCCCCUGUUCCCCCUCUUAGGAGUGAUUCAACAGCUCAGCUUCCACUGUUCCCCCCCUCCCAACUAUGAUUCAGCAGCUCAGCACCCAGCAGUGACUGAGCAGUUUACAUCCCCCUGCAGUGCCUCAGCAGUCUUUGAGCUUUCCGAUCCCUAA